Messenger RNA from Anolis sagrei ordinatus, 2729 nucleotides. Lineage: Eukaryota; Metazoa; Chordata; Lepidosauria; Squamata; Anolidae. The record is from RefSeq and is a predicted model, not a curated record.
GGACGGGCGCCGGACCCUUUUCGGUGCCGGACUUCCUUUUUGCCACCACGAUGGCGCUGAGCGGCCAGAAGCAGGAUGAGGCCGGAGUUGAGGAGGAAGGGAUGGCCGAGGAGGAGCGGACGGACUCGGAGUCCGAGGAAGAAGAGGGGGGUCUGGCCAGGCCUGGGCCUCGCAGGCACCGCGGAGGGGGAGACUUUGCCUUGGGCUUCAUCUUUGCUGAGAAGGAGGCUGCCUUUGCAGCAGGAGGCGGGAGCUGGGCCGAGGCGCUGGGGCAGAUGCUGCGGAAGAAGAAAUCAGCCACCAGCCUCGACGAGAAGAUCGCGGCCGUGAGGAAGAGGAGGAGGGACCAGGAGAAGCAGACCAAACUGGGCUCAGCGAAGCAGGUGGAUGAAAAAGUGGACCAGGAGGAUGAGGAGAAGGCAAACAGCGAGGAUGAGGAGGAGGAAGGGAAAGAGGAAGAGGAGGAGUCAGAGUAUUCCUCAGCAGACGAGAGCCUCUUUGCCAAAGCGGAUACACUCAAACUGAAACAGCGGCGGAAGCGGAAACGAGGCGGCGAAGAGGCAGAAGAGCUGUGUUUUGGGGAAGAUGCUUCUCAGUACGACGACAGCCUCUCCUUCCAGGACAUGAACCUCUCCCGGCCUUUGCUGAAGGCGAUAUCUGCCUUGGGCUUCAAGCAGCCGACCCCCAUCCAGAAGGCCUGCAUCCCAGUGGGGCUGCUGGGGAAGGACAUCUGUGCGUGCGCAGCCACAGGGACAGGCAAGACGGCAGCCUUUAUGCUCCCGGUGCUGGAACGCCUGAUCUACAAGCCCCGCCAGGCGCCGGUCACGAGGGUCCUGGUGCUGGUUCCCACCCGAGAACUGGGCAUCCAGGUGCAUGCCGUCACCAAGCAGCUGGCCCAGUUCUGCAGCAUCACGUCCAGCCUGGCAGUGGGUGGCCUGGACCUCAAGACCCAGGAGGCCGCUCUCCGCUCGGGACCAGACAUCCUCAUUGCGACCCCCGGCCGCCUGAUUGACCACCUGCACAACUGCCCCUCCUUCCACCUGGGCAGCAUCGAGGUCCUCAUCCUGGAUGAGGCUGACAGGAUGCUGGACGAAUACUUUGAGGAGCAGAUGAAGGAGAUCAUUCGCCUGUGUGCCCGCCACCGCCAGACGAUGCUCUUUUCUGCCACCAUGACGGAGGAGGUGAAGGACUUGGCCUCAGUCUCCCUGAAGAACCCUGUCCGGAUCUUUGUGAACAGCAACACAGACGUGGCACCCUUCCUGCGGCAGGAGUUUGUGCGCAUCCGACCCAGCCGUGAGGGGGACCGGGAGGCCAUUGUGGCAGCGCUCCUGACCCGGACCUUCGCCGACCACGUGAUGCUCUUCACGCAGACCAAGAAGCAGGCGCACCGCCUCCACAUCCUCCUGGGCCUCCUGGGCCUGCGGGUGGGGGAGCUCCACGGGAACCUCUCGCAGGCGCAGCGCCUGGAGGGCCUCCGGCGCUUCAAGGACGAGCAGAUCGAUGUGCUGGUGGCCACGGACGUGGCGGCCAGAGGGCUGGACAUCGAAGGAGUCAAAACAGUGAUCAACUUCACGAUGCCCAACACCACCAAGCACUACGUCCACCGCGUGGGGCGCACGGCUCGGGCAGGUCGCGCCGGCCGCUCGGUCUCCCUGGUGGGGGAGGAGGAGCGCAAGAUGCUGAAGGAGAUCGUCAAGGCCGCCAAGGCACCCGUCAAGGCCCGCGUCCUGCCUCAAGACGUGAUCCUGCGCUUCCGGGAGAAGAUUGAGAAGCUGGAACCGGACAUCUAUGCGGUGCUGCGCCUGGAGCAGGAGGAGCGGGCGCUGCAACGCUCGGAGGCCCAGAUUAACACAGCCAAGCGGAAACUGGAGGCGGAAGCUCCAGAGGCGCCGCAGAGUGGACCCCGCAGCUGGUUCCAGAGCAAAGAAGAGCGGAAGAAGGAAAAGCUGACCAAGGCCCUUCAGGAGUUUGACCUGGCCAUGAGAGGCAAGAAGAAGAGGAAGAAGUUCAUGACGGACUCUCAGAAGAAGGCCCAGCCAACGCCGGAGGAACGGGCCCAGUUUGAGAUCCUGAAGGCCCAGAUGUACGCGGAGCGGCAGGCCAAGCGGAGCCGCCGGCCCCAGAGAGCCAGGGCCUUGCCGGAAGAGGCGCCAUCCACACAGAAGGGGGCAGGAUCCAAGCAGCAGCGCAAGAAGGCGUCCGUCUUUGACGAGGAGCUCACCAACACGAACAGGAAGGCUCUGAAGCAGUACCGCGCUGGGCCCUCCUUCGAUGACCGCAAGCGCCUGGGACUGGUCCGGAAGAAGGGAGGGAACUUCAAGUCUCGCUCCAGGUACAAGAGGAAGUAAGGAGAGGGCCUCUUCCCGGGGGGACCCUAGGAUACCUUUCCCGCUGCUGUCUCCAGCCCUCUUUGUGCCUUGGGAGGAGCAACCUCCCUCCAGGUGUGGACCUCCUGCUGGUGGGGUGAUAUCUGCCCUUGUCCUUCCGGGAGAUCUAUCAGCACACAUUGUUGUCACUUGCCUGGCAUCCAGAGCAUUGUGUGGACACAUUUUGGAGAGUGUUGGUGGCUUCGGAGGCAGCAGCACAGUUGCUUUUCCUGGGGAACAUGCCCACCUGCCUGGCCUAUCAUCCUCUGGUGGGUCUCUCCAUGCAAAUGCCCCUGUUGCUCUUGAGGGUUCAGAGGGUCCAUACCUGGAGGGUCCGUGUCCCCAGCUCUGCGCCCCUCUUUU